Zasmidium cellare ATCC 36951 is the source of this 1167-nucleotide messenger RNA. RefSeq lists its product as uncharacterized. The transcript is spliced from 2 exons. The record is from RefSeq and is a predicted model, not a curated record. Lineage: Eukaryota; Fungi; Ascomycota; Dothideomycetes; Mycosphaerellales; Mycosphaerellaceae. The coding region runs from base 1 to 1167 and encodes 388 amino acids. Gene Ontology annotation, biological process: polyketide metabolic process.
AUGACAUCCCAAACAGGCACCGGCUUCCUCAAGUUCAACAGCCUUCCCCCAAGACUCCACCUCACCGCCGACGACGACGACUUCGACCCCACCCUCCUCGCCCACUUCCACUCCGAAGGCUACGACGUAACCUACCUCCCCCUGGGCGCCGGCGGAAAACCCUACCGCAACGAACUCGCCCACCUCGCCGACGACCUCGAACUCGGCGAGUCCUACGCCAUCGUCGCCUUCGGCCACGCCGCGGCCGAGUGUCUGGACUUCCACAUCAAGCCGCAGCCGAAACUCGCCGCGCUCGUCGCGUACUACCCCUCGUCCAUCCCGAACCCCAAGACGAAGUACCCGCCGCAUUUGGAGGUCUUGUGCCAUAUCGCCGGCACGCAGGGGUUCGCGCCGGCGUUUCCGAGUUUUACGUAUCGGGGCGCGGAGCCUGGGUUUGCGGAGCAUGAUUUGGAGACGUUUGAUAAGGUGGCGGCGGGGUUGGCGUGGAGUCGGACGUUGGGGUUGGUGAGGAAGGGGUUUAAGUUGGUGGGGGAGAUUGAUCUGGUGCCGGUGAGGGAGAGGCAUACGGCGAGUGUCUAUGCGAGGAGAGAUGCGGAGGGGGCGUUGAGUGGGAUGACGGAGGAUGCGUAUGUGAAUAAUGUGGCGACGAUGACGGGUGGUAUUGGCCAGAGGGAGUUGUUGUCUUUCUACAGAGACUACUUCAUCCCGCAGAAUCCGCCUUCGCUCAACAUGAAGCUCGUCAGUCGGACGGCGGGCGUCGACAGAGUGGUCGACGAGUUCAUCGUCUCGUUCAAACACACACAGGUCGUGGACUGGAUUCUUCCCGGUGUCCAGCCGACCAACAAGCAAGUGCACGUCGCAGUCGUGAGCAUCGUCUGCGUGCGUGGCGGGAAACUCUGUCAUGAGCACGUGUACUGGGAUCAAGCGUCGGUGUUGGUGCAGGUUGGCUUGCUGGAUCCAAAGUUGGUCCCGGAGUCGUUCAAGAAACAGGGACUUAAGCGCUUGCCGGUUUAUGGGAGCGAGACGGCGAGCAAGAUACUGGAUGAGGAAAUCCAGCCUAGCAACGCGCUCAUUGCUAGUUGGAACGACAAGGCAUCGGGAAAGGGGAAGCAGCUCCCAAACAGACCCAAGCCGGCCGCCAACGGAGGGCAGGCUAGUGAUACGUGA